Messenger RNA from Urocitellus parryii (Arctic ground squirrel), 3536 nucleotides. Its product is annotated as immunity-related GTPase family M protein-like. Gene Ontology annotation, biological process: autophagosome assembly; innate immune response; cellular response to interferon-beta. The record is from RefSeq and is a predicted model, not a curated record. Gene Ontology annotation, molecular function: GTPase activity; GTP binding. Gene Ontology annotation, cellular component: endoplasmic reticulum membrane. NCBI's taxonomy places the organism in Eukaryota, Metazoa, Chordata, Mammalia, Rodentia, Sciuridae.
GUGAGCAGGGGCAGCACAAUAACUCUACUGUGAAGUGAAGAGAGAAAACCCAGGAAGACUGAACUCUCCUUUUUAGCUCCUCUCCUCUCCUUCUCUAUUGGUUCUUCCUCAGAAGAAUUCAGCUCUCCACAAGUGACUUCUGCCUUCUGGAGCCACCUGGGACUGGCAAUUGCCUCUGCCUGAGGACAGCAACCUUUCCCCAGGGAGGCAGCGAUAUCCCAGGAGAACUUCUGACAUCUCCUCACAGCCACCCCUCUGAAGCAGAGUCAAGGUUGAAGAUUAGGAUUUGAGGAAGAUUAAAUGAGACAAGGCAUGAAAAAGACUCCGCACUGACAGAUUCACAAAUAUAUCGCUUUCAUACUGUGCGAUUAAAGUUGGAGGGAGAAAAAAGAACCAGAGGAAGUCUUUAUCAGAGAGUAUAAGACAACCAAAGAGCCUUCACCAAGAGGACUCUAACAUACUGUGGAUCCUGCUAUGAAAUAUUCACAUGAAUCCUGAGAGCAGGUAGCAUGAUUUCCUCAAAACACAAGGCAGAAAACUGGGAUUUUAGGAACUUGUCUAUGUUGCAAAGAUCUGAGCUGAUCCUCAAGGGAUUCUCAGAUUAUUUCAUCCAUGGGGAAGGUGCAUGUAGACCUUGGAGCUAGAAAAUCAGCAACUAGAAGAAUAUGGAGAGUAUUGUUGUGCUGCAGGUAGGGACUACCCCAGGAGAAGAGCAAGGACAGUGGUAUCUUCAGGAAAGUUGUGAAGAGCAAGAUACAGCACCAUGAAACCUACUUGUGUUCAUGUUAUGAAAUUUAUCCUACUGAAAGAAUAGCAGGCCUUCUGGGACAGAAACCUGACUACACCAGUUGUGGCUCCACUACUCACAAAUAUGGCAAAAGCCCCCAUGUCCUGUUACACUCCAUUGUCUACAUCCUUCACUUCUGUUGUGUCAUACCAUACAGGCUGGAACAUUUUAACUGAAGAGAUGAGCAGAAAUAUUGAGAAGUCCUUGAAAGAAGGAAAGCUGUUGGAAGUGGUCUCUGUGUUCAGGAGGACUGUAGAGACAGUGUCCAGAAACCAAGUACACAUUGCUGUGACUGGGGAGUCAGGCAAUGGUAUGUCAUCCUUCAUCAAUGCAUUGCGAGUCCUGGGACAUGAGGAGAAGGCCUCCGCUCCCAUAGGGGUGGUGACAACCACCCAGACAAGAGGAAGCUAUUCUUCUUUCCACUUUCCCAAUGUGGUGCUGUGGGACCUGCCUGGCUUGGGGACUACUGCUCAAAGUCUGGAGAACUAUCUGAAUGAGAUGCAAUUCAGCCAAUAUGACCUCGUUAUCAUCAUUGCAUCUGAGCAGUUCAGCAUGAAUCAUGUAAAGCUUGCCAAAGCCAUUGAGGGGAUGGGAAAGAGGUUCUAUGUUGUCUGGACUAAGCUGGACAGGGAUUUCAGCACAAGUGCUCUCCCAAAGGGACAGCUAUUACAGAAUAUCCAAGAGAAUAUCAAGGAAAAUCUUCAGAAGGAGGGUGUGUGGGAACCCCCCAUAUUCCUUGUAUCUAACCUUGACCCUUUAUUGCAUGACUUCCCAAAGCUUAGGAAUACAUUGAAAAUAGACCUCUCUAACAUCAGGUGCCAUGGUCCCUUAGUCAUGCUUUCCCACAUUUGUGAGAAGAUCAUUAAUGAUAAAGUGAACUCCUUGAAGGGGAGAUUAUCCACAGAGCAUGUGGAGGAUAUUCUUGGCAUCAGGGAUGCUGAUGACUUGGGGGAGUGUCUGGAAGCCUACCGAUUGCUCUUUGGUGUGGAUGAUGCAUCACUUCAGCAGGUGGCUCAUAGUAUGGGGACAUGGGCUUUUGAGUACAUGACCAUCAUGAAGUCCCAAGAUUUGCACACUCUCUGUGGAGGUGACUGGAAAAUGAAAUUCAUGACUUGCUUAAUCAUGAGGGCAUUCCUAACACUUUUUAGAUAUAUACCAUUCUUAGGUMAUCCUGUCAUCCACCACUUCAGAUUCAUGAGACAUAGGCGCAUCCUUGAGUUAGUUGCUCAGGACACCAAGAACAUCCUGAUGAAGAUUCUGAAAGAAUGUAUGCUCUCCACCUGAUAUCAAUUUUGGGAAUAGUCUAGCUGGCUCAUUCUUAGGUAGAAUUAACUUGCUUCAGGAUACCAUUCUCAGUUUGAUCUCUCUCCACUAAGAGAAUCAAGUUAUUUCCACUAGGAAUCAAGAGAUUCAACUGAACACUUUCUAUUUCCUUUAAGGUUUAUAAUUCUUUGAAAGGAGUUAAGAAAAUCACUUAUCUUCCUUUCUCUAAUCCUAAUAUAUUCUUCUUUUGAGGAACAAGUAUUGUUGAAAUCAUUAAUGAAGUUUCCUGGGUUCAGUAUAUAAAAAUUUUGAUAGUAAUUGUUAAUGGUGAUAUAGAUCUAAAUUAAUCUGUUUUUCCACUAAAGCCUUAAAGUUAAUGAGUGAAAAUUGUGGAGUAAACAUUCUACCGGAAACUCCCCAGAAUGUAAAAAGUAUAUGUAUUUUCAGGGGAAAUAGAGAAACUGCAUACUUGAUGUUCAGGGCUAUGUAGCAAUGGAAAUGAAAUCACAUUCUAGGUUGUGUGGAAGCAACCAGACUAGUCUUACAUGUGUUAAUGAAAAAGAAACUCAAGCAAGAUCAGGAUGCUGGCAUCAGAAGAAAUUUUUCAUAUUUUGUAUAAAAUUAACAACUCAAUUUGAAAAACACUUUAAUUCAAUGAGUCAAACAUGGAAAUUUUAAGUAUAGGUGAAAUAUUUAAGAGAUGUUGAGAUGGAAUAAACUUUUCUGACACAGAAUUUUUGGAGGUAAACAUGUAGUCCUAAGUUAUAAUAUGAAUGAGAUGAGACAAAUUGAGUUAUGUGGUACUCACAGCAAACUAUAAAGGUACAAUGGUAUGAGGAUGGCCUUAGGCCUGAGCCUAAGCAACUCCAUUUUAAAAACUCCAGUUUGAAACCUGUAGUCUCACCAGACAUGCCUAAUGGAGCCCUCCAGUAUGGCUCUUAGGCACAAACAAGUCAUUUCUCCCCACCCUGAUAAACUCAAGUGAAGCCUCUGGCAGGCUGUCUUUGCCCAAUAAGAGGGAAAAGCGCUGAAUAAGAGAGAAAGGUGAAAAGAUCAGGAUGGGGACCACCAGAUGAGAUGUUUUAACCCCAGGGUAAAUGAUGUCACUGAGAGAGAGAUUCAGUGGCAGUAGAUAAGGGGUCAAAAGCCCCCAAAUUUAGUAUAAAUAAUAGAGCAAGUGAACAGAUAUUCAGCCAGCUGACAAUAAUGCUCUCACACUGAGAGCCUGAUAAGGACCUGGACUGACAUCCCAACACUUUUCUUCAUUUGCUGAUCCUCUGCAUUUUCCUCACCACUCUCAAACUCUACAGCCAGAUAUUGACCCUGGUGAGAGCCACAACUUCUCCCUAGACCCUCUCCUUAGCUGGCUGUCAGUUCCACCCCAGGAGAAGUCUGCCUUUGUUCCUGACCUGGGUGAGUGUGCAUCUGCUGGACUUAAAGCCUAAGGCUUGAGACUUUUAAUCUGACACUUGAACUUGGCAUGCAG